AUGCCUGUAGAGACGAACAACUCCUUGAUGGACAAUGCAAAAGCUAUCGAUUUCUUCCGCAAGCUGGCUGUCACGCCGGGUAUUUUCCCAACAUCAGCCAGCCCUCUGUCCAAGGAUCUGCCUCCUGCCAACUACACAAAUCUCCUCACACGGUUCUACCAGAGUCUGCACACUUCUGCUAGUCGCCAUAGUAACGCUCCCACCCUCCUGCUCCCCCCGCCUAACCUGAUUCCAACAACCCGUUUUUGGCCAAGAGAGGAGAACGAGACCCCCCUGGACCUGAGCAGAAAUAGACAGCAGCAACAACAGCAGCAGCAGCAGCAGCAACAACCGUCCCAUCAUCUGCAUCCUCGCUGUCUUGUGGAUCAUUCACCACUCGAUUGGUCGUUCCUCGAAAACCAGAGGUCUGCCCUAGUCGCCAGUUUCACCAGCGCCCUCUCCCUGCUGCAAGCGGGGGCCAGUGGAGAGGAGAGAGUGGCCCCAGAGAGACGCAACUUCCUGCCCCCGCCGUCCAGAUUAGUCUCCAAGUUCCGUAUGAGUGUCUCCGCGAGUGCGCGACUGGAUAUCACGACACUACAGGCACCGUUGCCACCGCCGCCGGUCAAACGGGGACACAGAGGGGCGCAGGGCACGACAGGGAAGUCCCCGGUGUCGCGUUGUUUUGAAUGCAAGGCCCUCUUUCCUUCGCUGCGUGAGCUGAACGCGCAUUUUUUGCGCGAACACCAUGCCACCCUACAGCGUGAAUUCGCCCAGAACCGAUCCUGGAAGUCCUGCAGUCUGGAAAGCGUUUGUGUUCAGGUAGGCCUCCAUUCCGUACUAUGGGUGGAUUUUAAUGUCCCUUUGAUUCCUCCUCUCAGAUCUGUGGUUGUAUAGAUCUCAUUGCCUUUUUUUGAAACAACUAGGUCAGGUUCAGCUCUUAAGUCUUAACUGUCCGCGAUCUACGCAUAGCUAGGUAACUAGAGAAAAUAUGUUAGGAAGUACGAUUCAACUUCACUACCUUUCUUGCAUAUGAUAAUUAUAGUAGUGACUGCAACCGUCACAUUUGGUCUCUGAUCAUUGUGCCUUACAAAACUUGUCCGAAUAACGACAUAAUUCCGAAUAAGAUAUCCGACCCAAGUUUGGGACUGACUCUAGAGAGUCGACUCUUGAAGAUUUUACUUCCAAUUCCCACAUUCAUAUCUUAUUAAAUUAGUAGUACAUCAUUGAAGGCUGAAACCUAGUGGUCAGUCGCAAAUGUCCACCGAGGAGUCGAACUGAUCGCAGUCGCAUUAUGUGAAUGUAAAACAUCUGCGAAACGCGUGUCUUGGUAGGAAAUUAUGUGGGAAAAUGAGGUCGGUCUAUCCAAAACAAGUUGAAAAUCCAUGAGUACGCCUUGACUCGUCAAGUGUAUCAAUAAAACUCACUGGAGAUAGCAUACCAGUGUAAGUCAUCCGGCUAGGAAGAACAAGAACCGCCAGACCGACCGCCCGCCCGAAAAAGGUUCAAUCAGCUCCCCUCGACGGAGUGGUGACUCACAAAGCACACAGGCAAAAUGCCCGUGAACCAUCUUCCGAGAGGCCGAGGCAGCGAGAGGAGAGAAAAAUCGAUCAGCAUGAGACCCACCAACACAACAUGCCACUUUAAAUUAGAUUUCUGAUCGAUUAAGUGCAUUUUACGCUUUCACAAUGGAGAGGCGACCAAGUUCUUUGAAACGUCAGCGUUUAAAUAAACCUGUUCCGGAGAGCCUAUCUUCUUCUUCUUCUUCCUCAAAUAAUUACAACGAUUUGCCCGUUGUAGACAACGACGUCUACAGCUUUCCCGCGUGAUGUGCCCAACAUCGGUGACAUGCGCGUGAAUCUGUUCACAGUGGGCUAGACUUGCGAAGCAUCUACCGCACUCUCCCUCUCCUCAUUCACUUCGCUCCGACUGGAAGUUCAUGCCAAAAAGAUUGGAGGUGGGCGCGAAUGCAGUGACCCAAAAGCCAAACAACCAUCUACGCGUGCCCCACACGAGCUGGUUCCUGCCAUAUGCAUCCGGCUGCUGAAGGGGGCGCUUAGGUCCAGUCCCGAUGACUGCCACAAAGGUGACGUUAAGUUGGAGCCAUGGGGCCCUAAUUCUCGGUCCUGAGAACAACUGACUUAUAGCAUCAGAUGUUGGCCUUCCAAAUAAAGAAUCCUAGCACGUCCUGAUAGACACAGGAGCGUCAGCUUUAUUAAAGUGAGCAGUGCGCUGCUUUUCCGUGUCGACCUCCCCCUCUUCUCUCCCUCUCUCCCUCUCCCAUGCACCGGUCGACUGUCCGGCCCUCUGGACCAACGGGGGAUGAGAAUGGACAUAAUUGCUGGCGCGGCGGGAAAGGAAACGUCUAAGGUCUGGAAUGCGCGUGUACGACAGUAGUUGAGAGCUCGCGCGGAUCCGGCACGGUCCGAUAAACGCGCACCGUGAGCCGAACCGAUCCUAGUUCCGAUUCAAUACAUCCGCAUCGGAGCCAGUUGUGGAAACUAAACUAAAUAACGAGUACCAAAAUGUGAACAUAAGAGGGUCUACGACAAUCUGGCCAGUUGGGGACACCAACUUACUGACAAUGUCGACGAAUAGGAUUUUUUGCAUUUCGCUUGCCGGACGGCGCCGAAUUACUGAACCUAUGGCGACACAAAACUGACCUUUCGAUUUCACGCCAUUGUUUGCGCAGUUAUCGUGUGAUUUGAAUGCGGUCUAUAUGCGAAUGGAGUACGGCUUAAUUGCCAAAAUCGGAGGAGGCCAACGUUAGCGUUUUUGAGGUGUUUUCCUUCAUCAGACAGUCACCCUUUAACCCUAGAACAGCAGGACCCUGGAUUCGAACUCUGGCUCACUAGACAUUUAUAAUUGAGGCAGGCGUUUUCUAUACUUCAGCCUAUAAUCCCCACAGGCGGUAGUGCAGCGAUAAACAACCAAUAACCGACAAAUGUUAUUGACUCAGAUGUUGUAGAAAUAAAGAGUUCGAGUUCCGGCACCAGACUGUUCCUUUCUGAUGAUCGUCAUAUAACUGGUGAAGUGUGUAGAUAAACCAAAAAUGGUCAUUUCAAUCUCGCUCCUGUUUGUUGAUGACACUACCAGGUUACUGGUGAUAUAGUACCCAUGCCAUCACUUGGGGCGAUUCUAGACCGGACCUCCAAGGUUGAACGGCAUCACGCAUAUUACGUUCUAUAAGCUAGACUGACCAAUCAACACAGGUUAGCAAAAGUAAGAGAUCCGGGUCGAUAAUCUGAGGAAAAGGAAGUGCUCACCGGAUCGAGGGAUUUGAUUGGCUGACGUUUCGAAGAGCUUGGGCGGAACUCCAUUAUCAAAGUGUCUAGUGCAAAAAUCGAUCAGAAUUUUGGAUAGACAGCCGGAUUAGUUGGCCUUGGGCUGAUUGAUUUUUUUCUUCUUUCGCUGCCUUGGCCUACUGGCCGUCGCUUGUGAGUGUUGGUGGCCUCCUGUAUUGUGUGUCGUAACCUCAAUUGGGGUUAGUUGCAUUUGCGUUCCCUUUUGGGUGAACUGGUCGACAGGCCGUGUCUGCUCGGUAUUAUUAGGCUCUGUAUGAUUGUCUUGUCUUCUUCAUGGCUUAUGUAGCGGCGUAGGACUUUAUAGGCCGGAGGAAAGUCUAGAUACCUGUUUAUGGAGUUGGCAUCUGAGAACUAAGCUUCAACUGUGAAACGUUCUGUCCUUGAGGUGCCCCUGCCUAAGGCGGCUGCUCCUUGAAAAUCAAAACUGUGACCAGUUUCCCCGAUGUGAGCCACAAGCUGUCGGUUUGGGUCAAGUCUCCGAGUUGCCAGUUUGUGCUCAUGGAGGCGGAUCUGCAAUUUCCGUCCGGUUUCCUCAAUUCAGUUGCAUUCUCCAUCGUUACGCUCUACUCUGUAUGGCUGUGUCAUGAACUGAUUUUCGAAUUGCACACUUUUGCACAGCGCUCUUUGCUCGUUUGACACAAAGUCGGGAAAUAAGCGGCCGGCGGUGUGCGGGGAAGGGUCCUAUGACCUGCCUUAUUUUGCCAGUAGAGCGCAGACGGCAGAGCACGCAUACGACCACUUUGGUUUGAGUCGCCAAAUAUUACCUCAGUACAGUGGCUUGGGAAUAGAGCAUUCCGUAGGACCAAUAACCUGCCGGACGACCAGCUUCAUGGGACUGGAAAAGUGGGCUGCAGGCAAAUGACACUUCCAUUUCUAGCCGCUCAAAUCUGAGUACGGUGUCGGCGGUCCCAAUUGUCUGCUAACGCUCUUUAUUUCCAUUUGAAAUCGUCUCUAGCCUCUCUUGUACUAGGUUCAGUAGAGAAGCUACCUCAAGAAAUAUUGGCUUCGAUUAGAAAGGAUUACUUUUGCGGGUUGUAAUAUUAAUUAAAAUAUGUCAAAAUCUGCAGAUAUUUCGGUCACGUCAGGGUGCCGACUUCUGGACGGGCCUCCUUCUUGCCGUCCGAAAAACGGCACUUCGCAAAAUGACUACUUAAGUAGUACGCAUCUUCCCGAUUGAUUUUCGAUGUCCUCCUGAAUCAAAAUAUAUUUUUUAGAAAACAUGCGCGAAAGUGCUGUUUCUUAUGCUUAUUUGGUAGAAAAUUACGUCUUUUUCAGAUUGUAUAACCAAACAAAAGGACAUAUUUCGGCUUUAAAAUACACUUGGAAUUAUGGAUUCUUUCAAGACCGUAAAAUGCCAUGCAUAAAGCAUCGUAUCUGUCCAUUUAGUAUCGUGGUCGACAACCAUUGCCCAAUUUUAUGGGCCAUAUGUGGCAUCACCUUACUAGGUGUAGGAAUACAUUAUGUACCUUCCACGGAAAAUAUACCGCUUGUAGAUUAGAAGCCCAACAUGCAGGUGUAACGGUGGGUUGCGUUCAAAAUAAUUCGAAAAUACAGAAAAUUCUUGAAACCAGAGGAUACUGUUCUAGUAUAAAACUUGAAGAAAUAAUUUACUACCCAGUAACCGCAAGAAAUUAUAUUUUCAUGCAUGUAUUCCAAAAAUACAUGAAUUUGAAUUUAUAAGAACAUCAAGAAUCAUUGGGGAACAUUCAUAUUACUUAGGUAGUCAGUUUUUCUUAAUUCAGUACUUUCAGACGACUGGAAAGAAGCUCGCCCAAAAGCCGGCAUCCUGACUUGACCGAAGCAUCUUGGGAUUAUGCAGUAUACUACUUAAUAUUGCAGCCCUACUUGUGAAAUCUCUUCGAAUCAAAAACCCAUUUCCGAACUACGGUUAACAUCUUAUGAAAUGGCAUAUCUACACUACAUGCUUGGCUGCCUGAGAGCUACGUUAUCCAACGGUAAAAUUUCGUGACUUCAUUUUUCACUGUGGCCUGGGAGGUAUGAAUCGUGUCAUUCUCCUUUGGUUGCCAGACUUUCUAGGUACACGCCAAUCUCACCAUUCUUGUUUACUUCUGCUCUGUUCGCCAGGCAGCCUCAUCCCAGAAAAGUCUGCUAACUGCCAUAUAAAAGUGUUUAUGCAUUCGAGUUAACGCGCGAUUCUUACUGUCUCCAAGGAACUGCAGAUCACCCACCGAAAGGGCUCGCUGGGCCGCACAGGAUAUCCCUGUCCACACUGCGAAUACUUCGCCAAGUGGCCCACCGAACUGCAGAAGCACAUCAUGGUACACUCGAAGGAGCGACCGCACCAGUGUGUCAUCUGUGGUCUUACCUACAAAUGGAAGUGGGACCUGGGUCGCCAUUUUGACAAGUCGCAUCACCAUGCAGUGAACCCCUACAAGAAAACCGGGAUCGCCUGUGGUGCUGGCAAGUUCUCUGGGACACGAGAAAGGACGGGCAAAUCCUCCUCCUCCUUAAGCAACAAGGCUCUAGCCACCAGGCCCUCAGGCCUUGUGAAACGGGGUGUUCGCGGACGUCCAAGACGAUUAUGUCAGCCAGUGGAGGAGUUGAGACAUUCACUGUCCCGACAGAAGCUGGCUCAAUCCGGCUAUUGCUUGGACAUGUUCGAAACCAAACGUGAGACCGUAGCUCACUUCGCUGCUGGAGAGGCCAGUCAGAAAUUGCCACCGUCUUUCAUGAUGCCCCUGCAUCCCGUCUCCCUCGGGCUUCAGUUACCCCCUGCCGAAAUCCUUCUCAAACACAAUCGCCCGCUAGCGCGGGUGCUGAACAAUGCUACACUCCCCAACAGCGCGCGCUGA
Molecule: messenger RNA, 6094 nt
Organism: Spirometra erinaceieuropaei
Lineage: Eukaryota; Metazoa; Platyhelminthes; Cestoda; Diphyllobothriidea; Diphyllobothriidae
Source: the annotation of a GenBank genome assembly